Molecule: messenger RNA, 702 nt
Organism: Puccinia triticina
Lineage: Eukaryota; Fungi; Basidiomycota; Pucciniomycetes; Pucciniales; Pucciniaceae
Exons: 4
Coding region: 1-702 (233 amino acids)
Cellular component (GO): mitochondrion; mitochondrial intermembrane space
Source: RefSeq, a predicted model, not a curated record
AUGUCGGUUGGUGAUGGCCAGCCCCAGUCUCACCCUCCUCCAUCCACCUCGCCGCUUCUCGGUACCGAAUGGCUUGAAGCCCAGCUGGCUUCACCAGAUUGGGCACUGAACACAUCAACAGCUCAAGAAACCAAUGCGGGAAGUCUGCCAAGAACAUCACUAUGUUCGAAUAUCUCAGAAUUUCGAAGGCAACUGCAGCGGUUUCGCAAGUUGGAUGACUCCAUCACCGUCUCUCUCAAUCGAUCCUUCGUCCUCUUAGGCUCCUCUGACUAUCACCAUCGCAUGAGCCAAACGCAGACUUCCCCGAGCCAGUGCGCAGAGUUUUGGAAAAUGUUAACUGCUAGUUGGUUGAGCCGGGAAAAGUUGAUCAGGUCUUGUAUAGAAGUCGUCGAUCGGUCGGUCCUCGAAAGGAAUCAGUCCAUCCAACGCUUAUCCAACCCGGUCGAUUUGUCGUCCCAAUCCACUCAGGAUACCACAGCUUCAAACAAACAGAAGAUUUCGUCCAAGGAAAAGUCACAGCUAGAAGCUGAAGUGUACACGGCUGAACUGAAGCGGAGAAUGGUCCAUGACGAGCUAGCUGUCGAAUCGGCAAUCCGCAAACAAACCCUCCAGAAAUUUAGGGCGCGUUGUUCUGAGUCUCUUUUUACUAUCCCCGCCGACUCACCAAAAGUCCAACUGGAUCCCCAUGCUCUACAACAAUGA